AUGACGGUGCCCCUGGGAGACCCUCUGGGAGACCCAAUGGGAGACCCCCUGGGCGUGGGCGCAGGGACGACCACGCUCCUCCCCUACAUCGAUCCCCGGAGGUCAGGGUCGAGAGCGAGCGACCCCUUCAUCAGCUUCCUGAACGCGACGUCGGACCUGUGGGGCGAGAACUCGUCGUGCCUCGGCAACGGGUCGCUCGAGUGCGAGAUGGCGCGCAACAACGCCACGGAGGGCGCCGAGCCGGUGCUGCCGCCCUUCGAGCUCUGGCAGACGGUGCUGAUCGCCAUCUGCCUGGCGUGCUGCAUGAUCAUCACCGUGGGCGGGAACUGCCUGGUGCUGCUAUCGUUCAUCGUGGAGCGCGCGAUCCGCCAGCCUUCCAACUACUUCAUCGCCUCCCUCGCCAUGACCGACGUCAUCAUCGGCUCCGUGUCGAUGCCCCUGUACACCGUGUACGUCCUGAUGGGCGAGUGGACGCUGGGCCCCAUCCUGUGCGACCUGUGGCUCUCCGUCGACUACACGGUGUGCCUGGCGUCGCAGUACACGGUCCUACUCAUCACCAUCGACCGCUUCUGCUCCGUCAAGAUCGCGGCCAAGUACCGCGGCUGGCGCACCCGCACGAAGGUGCUGGUGAUGGUGGCCAUGACGUGGAUCAUCCCGUCGCUGCUGUUCUUCAUCAGCAUCUUCGGCUGGGAGCACUUCGUGGGCUACCGCUCGCUGCAACCCAACGAGUGCGAGGUGCAGUUCCUGCGCGACCCCGUCUUCAACACGGCGCUCAUCGUCACCUACUACUGGGUCACGCUCGUCGUGCUCUUCGUGCUCUACGCCGGCAUCUACAAGACGGCCUACGACAUGCAGAAGAAGUCGGAGGCCAAGCACCGCAAGAUGCAGACGCUGGUGGCCCUCAGCGCCGGCGGCAUGGCGGGCAUGGCGGGCCGCACCGCCGGCCUGGGCAUGAGCAAGACGCAGAGCACGCUGCUCAGCCAGGACAAGCCGCAGCCCGCCCCGCCGCCCGUCGCCAGCACGCAGCAGCAGGCUCCGCAGGGCGGCUCCGGCGUCAGCGACUCCUCCUCGAGUCAGAAGACCUCCUCCAAGACCACAGAAACCACCAGCUUCUCGGAGCGUCGCGGAGAGCCCACGGAGAAGUCGGAGCGCUCCAGCAGCCCCGCCUUCGACUCUGACGAGGAGAGCAGCCAGGUGCCCUCCGGGAGGCGGUCGGGGCUGCCCAACAGCGCCGUGCCGCGCCUCGAGCCCCCGCCGCAGCACCGCAAGACGCCGACGGCGGACACCCUGCCCAAGAUCCCCGAGCAGAGCGUGCUGGACACGUCGACCACGCUGGAGGGCAGCUCCUCCUCCGACGCGGGCAUCGGAGCUCUGGCCGUCACGCUCACCCGCUCGCUGCCCUUCGCGGCCCACCACCACCACCACCCGCAAGCGGCCAAGGCCACGGCGCCCACGCUGCCGGACGUCGCCCUGCACGAGGCGGGCCUGCAGGGCUCGGCGCUGCUGGACGUGACGCUAGGCGCGGCCACGGCGCCGCUGGCCAAGCGCAUGUCGGGCGACUUCUCCAAGGAGGAGAAGGACGAGAACAGUGGCCACUCGGACGAGACGCUGAGCGUGCAGUCGGGCGGGGAGCCACAGCCGCAACCGCAGCCCAAGACGCAGCAGCCGCUGCACCCGACGUCGCUGCCGCUGAGACCGAUCAACGCCGUGCCCAUCCUGCCGCUGGCCGCCUCCACGCCCACGGACAUGCUAGAUGAGCGGGUGAUCGCACCGCCCGCCAUGUUCGCCGACGCCAUGAGCGUGAGCAGCAUCUGCACCACGCGGCCGCCGUCGUCGCUCAACUACGGUCCGAUGGCCUACGACAUCCUCACCGGCCUGGACACGGGCGACCUGCGCUUCAUGGACGAGUCGUCGAUCAUCCUGCCGUCGCCCGUGGUGGAGGACCCGCCCUCGUCCGUGUGGGCGGCCACCCUGCACAGCCCCGGCUCGCCCACGGGCCGCUCGCUCACCUCCACGCUCACCACGCCGCACAGCAUCCACCGCAAGAUGAGCCGCAUGCAGUCGCGCUCCGACGAGGAGAUGAGCAUCGAGGAGGCGGACGAGUCGGUCGACGCGGACGACGAGGCCGGCGACAGGGACGAGGACGACGAGGACGAGGAGGCGUCCGAGCACUCCACCAACGUGCUCGUCACCUCCAUCAUCCACGCCUGCGCCGCCGUCACCAACCUGGCGGGCUCCGAGAAGAUUCCCAGCCCCGUCAGCCCGAAGGAGGAGACGGCGACCGCCGCCGCCGCAAGCCCCAGCGCCCACAACAGCAUAGCGACGGCGCCCAACAGCACCGCCGCGCCCAGCCAGCCGCCGCCGGUCAAGCCGAGAGCCAGCCCGACGGGAGCAGCGGCAACGGCCGCGGCGCGGCCGAGCGUCUCGAGCGCGGGCCCCGCCAACCAGCUGAUCGCGACCCACAACGUCAACUCGAACAAGACCGUGACGAGCGUGGCGCGGACCGAAGCCUCGUCGCUGAUCGAGAAGGACCGCGGGACGUCGGUGGCGUCGGAGGCGCAGAGCUCCAUCAAGGGGUCGUCCCUGAAGGGCUCGCGCAAGGGCAUCGUCAAGUCCAUCCGGAGCCUGAAGAAGAAGAAGAAGAAGGCCGAGGGCGAGAAGCGGCACCGCUCCAAGUCCGAGAACCGAGCCAACAAAGCGCUGAGAACGAUCUCCAUCAUCCUGGGCGCCUUCGUGGCCUGCUGGACGCCCUACCACAUCCUGGCCAUCGCCGAGAGCUUCUGCCAGUGCACCAACACCCACGUGUACAUGUUCGCCUACUUCCUGUGCUACGCCAACAGCCCUAUCAACCCCUUGUGCUACGCCCUGGCCAACCAGCAGUUCAAGAAGACUUUCAUGCGAAUUCUCAAAGGCGAUUUGCACAUAACGUAACGCAGCCGACCGGUAGACUGUGCCGUUGAUAUUUACUCAAUUAUCUGUGAUAUCUGUAGAGAGAGAUCAUAUUCCAGUGCUCAGUGCGGGAUGUACAGCCAUCGGUACAAGUGUACAUUACCUCAGGCGUAGCGUUAACACGGAACAAAAUAUGCACUUCAUCUCAAAUACAGUAUUCAUGUCCGUGACAGUGAUGUGUGCGUACUGAAGAGCAGUGUGUACAUACCCAAGUGCAGUGUAUACAUAUACAUGCAUUUC
Messenger RNA from Penaeus vannamei (Pacific white shrimp), 3189 nucleotides. Lineage: Eukaryota; Metazoa; Arthropoda; Malacostraca; Decapoda; Penaeidae. The record is from RefSeq and is a predicted model, not a curated record.